CCUGCCCCAUCAAUGUGGCCAUAUGGAAAGCUCCUGUCUUGACGACUGAUUAGCUGGGCUGGUUGAUCUCGCUCCCCGCAUAUAAGUACGGGCUCAUAGUCAGCUCCUCAAGACACAAGAACACCCGUCGUCGCUCACCAAAGCCUAAGGAAGCAGAGCAUCGUCCUCUGGGCGGUCAUGGCGAGGAUUCACCUCUACAUCGCCGCGGCCUGCGCUGUCGUCCUCGCGCUCACCGCUCCGACCCUCGCCGGCGACCCCGACAUGCUCCAGGACGUCUGCGUCGCUGACCUGAACUCCCCGAUCAAGCUCAAUGGGUUCCCGUGCAAGGCGAACAUCACGGCGGACGACUUCUUCUUCCCGGGGCUCAGGAACCCCGGCAACACCAACAACCCGGCGGGCUCCCUGGUCACUGCCGCCAACGUGGAGAUGUUCCCGGGCGUGAACACGCUGGGCGUCUCCAUCGCGCGCAUCGACUACGCCCCGGGCGGCCAGAACCCGCCGCACACGCACCCGCGCGCCACCGAGAUCAUCUUCGUCCUGGAGGGCACGCUCGAGGUGGGUUUCAUCACCACCGACAACAAGCUAUUCGUCAAGACCGUCACCAAGGGGGACGUCUUCGUCUUCCCGCGCGGCCUCGUGCAUUUCCAGCAGAACAGGAGGUACGGCCCGGCUGCCGUCGUCGCCGCCUUCAACAGCCAGCUCCAGGGUACGCAGGUCUUGGCCACGGCGCUGUUCGGCGCUGCGCCGCCGGUAUCCACCGACAUCCUUGCCAAGGCCUUCAGGAUCGACAACGGGGAGGUGGAGGCCAUCAAGGCCAAGUUCGCGCCCAAGUAGAAACGCUUCCACCGUCUGCAUUUGUUGGUUUCUCAAUAUAAAUGCGCAUGCCGAUUGCUGAAUGUCUCGUCAGCGCUACUACUUGGUCGCAGCGUGCCGUUCAAUUUGUUUACUGUACCUUUUGUUUGAGAAAUUCUUGACCACGAUUGUUGCUAUUAAUUUAAUGAAUUUGUGUGGCACAUUAGCUUUCUUUGCAA
Messenger RNA from Panicum virgatum (switchgrass), 1031 nucleotides. RefSeq names its product germin-like protein 1-1. The transcript has 2 exons. Gene Ontology annotation, cellular component: cell wall; plasmodesma. Gene Ontology annotation, molecular function: manganese ion binding. The coding region runs from base 178 to 834 and encodes 218 amino acids. Gene Ontology annotation, biological process: regulation of root development; plasmodesmata-mediated intercellular transport. The record is from RefSeq and is a predicted model, not a curated record. NCBI's taxonomy places the organism in Eukaryota, Viridiplantae, Streptophyta, Magnoliopsida, Poales, Poaceae.